This is a messenger RNA of Angiostrongylus costaricensis, 828 nucleotides long. Lineage: Eukaryota; Metazoa; Nematoda; Chromadorea; Rhabditida; Metastrongylidae. The record is from the annotation of a GenBank genome assembly.
GUCGAUCUUGCGAAAGAUAUGGCUGACUGGGAGAAGUUGGACGGAAACGAACGCUUCUUCAUCUCUCGCGUUUUGGCGUUUUUCGCAGCUUCAGAUGGCAUCGUCAACGAAAAUCUGGUAGAACGAUUCUCGAAAGAAGUCCAGGUUCCAGAAGCUCGAUUUUUUUACGGCUUCCAAAUCGCCGUGGAAAAUAUCCAUUCGGAGAUGUACGGAAAGCUCAUCGAAACCUACAUCCGCGAUGAAUCUGAGAGACGAACUCUUUUCAAUGCAAUUUUCGAGUUUCCGUGCAUUGCGAAGAAAGCGAAUUGGGCCCUUCAGUGGAUUGCCGAUCACAAGGCUCCUUUCGCUGAGCGCGUCAUCGCUUUCGCUGCAGUAGAAGGUAUAUUUUUCUCCGGUUCGUUCGCUGCUAUAUUCUGGUUGAAAAGAAGAGGACUAAUGCCUGGGUUGACUCACUCGAACGAAUUAAUUUCAAGAGAUGAAGGUCUUCAUCGUGACUUUGCUUGCUUGAUGUAUUCCCAUGUGGUUAACAAAUUGCCGCAGGAACGAAUUUAUAAAAUCAUCAAGGAGGUUGUGAUUAUUGAGCAGGAAUUCCUGACGGAGUCACUGCCCGUGGAUAUGAUUGGAAUGAACUGUCGUCUGAUGUCUCAGUACAUAGAAUUUGUUGCAGAUCACUUGCUAGUUGAACUUGAUUGUGAGAAGCUCUACAAGGUGAACAAUCCAUUUGAUUUUAUGGAGAAUAUUUCCAUUGAUGGGAAAACAAAUUUCUUCGAGAAGAAGGUUUCCCAGUACCAGCGUCCUGGUGUCAUGAAGACAGAAAACGACAGGUAG